Mya arenaria is the source of this 2478-nucleotide messenger RNA. RefSeq names its product tripartite motif-containing protein 2-like. Lineage: Eukaryota; Metazoa; Mollusca; Bivalvia; Myida; Myidae. Bases 359 to 1612 code for a protein of 417 amino acids. Gene Ontology annotation, molecular function: protein binding. The record is from RefSeq and is a predicted model, not a curated record. The transcript is spliced from 3 exons.
CAAAGAAGUGUAAAUUUGUCCACACUCUACUUUUGUUUGGCUAUUUUAAAGCAACACCAGCGGUACACAGAUUUAUUUAAACUUGUCAGUUAAAUAAAUACUUUAAGCAAAUGAAGUUCAAGCUGACCGGUUUCUAUUAUUCUGUCCCUGUUAUGAGACCGGGUAUCAUUUGUCAGACCUUUAUUUUGGUAUGGUUUACUUGCCUUGUAAAACAUUAUACCCCGCUUGAUAGGCGACCAUGUGAGAACCUGAAUCAUACGAGUGAACUCCGCAAUAUAAGAAGCAGCAGAGGAGAAUAGAUGUAAACAAGGGGAGGGACGGACAUGAACAAAGGUUUUAUAAAGGCCUAACUUUCAUUAUGAUCGGACACUCAUAUUCAUUCGGAUGUGUUGAACAGCAAGUAGCCAAUCAAAAUUCCCGUUACAAGGGAUCGCCAUUGGACGAAUGGCGAUUGGCGCGACCAGAAGACGAAAGGAGCCCGAUGUCUAUUCGUCGACAUCCAUGUAAACAACGGGUGACAUUUAGCGACGUUUUCGCUCAAAGCAAAGACUAUGGUUCUAUUAAUAUUCGACAAGGCAAAGAAAGGUUAGACGCAGUAACUGCAAUAAAUGAAACAGAUAUCCCCGACGAUAUUAAAAAUUCUAUAAACGGCGACGACUGGAGUCUAGUUACUAGCUCUUCAGACAACAGCAUGCACAAAGGUCACAGCAACCAAACAUUCUCACAUGACCCAGGAGACAUUUCCAGAGGGGAAGAGUUCAUAAGAGCAUUCGGAGAGAAGGGAAAAGGUAUUGGGGAUUUUGAAGACGCAAAAGAUGUAACCUUCUUUCAGGGAGGUAAACUUUUGAUCACCGAUUUUGUGAACGGUCGGAUUCAGAUGUGUAAUGUUAAAGAAACUGCGAUAACAGUAAUUGCGCCUGACGAAAUAAACCAACCAUGGGCAACCUGUGUUUUAGAUGGUGACAAGAUUGCAGUGACUCUGUGCAAACGAAAGCAGGUAUUGAUUUUGAGCAAAGACGGAGAAGUUCUGAAUAGUUUUGGUGAAGACAUUUUCGUAUGCCCUUCAGGAAUCGCUACUGACACCAAAGGGCGCCUGAUAAUUUGUGACACAGGUACAAACAAAGUGUCAAUGUUUGAGCAAGAUGGGAAGUUUGUACGACAUCUGGGCAACCCCGAUACAAAGGAUGAAUGUUUUUCAACGCCAAGAUAUGUUUGUGUUUCAGUAAAUGGCAAUAUCAUUGUUUCAGAUUCCGGAAAUCACAAAAUUAAGAUUUUCAACUCAAACGGGGACUUAAUCAACUCUUUCGGCUCGUUCGGAAAAGGUGACAUGCAGCUGAAAUAUCCGUACGGUGUUUGUUCGAACAUAUUUGGUGAUAUAUAUGUGGCGGAUCAUUAUAACAGCCGAAUUUCAAUUUUCAACCGGGACGGUGAAUUCAUACGCCAUCUGUUGACGGGCAAAAAUGGGCUCGUUCAUCCUCAGGGACUAACAAUCAGUCCGGAUAAUUAUCUCUAUGUUACACAUGGUCACCUGAAAGCAACGGAGAUUGUGAUAUUUAAGUUGACUUUUAAAAGCUCAGAUAAAAGCGAUUGCAAUAUCAUAUCAUAUGUGUGAACGACUUCUAAGUUCCUAUAUAUCCUGUUCAUAUGUUUAGAAUAUUGUGUGUUGUCGAGGUAUUUCUGGAAAGUUCCAUUCAAGCCUAGUGUAAAUUACAUUUACAUUACUUCGUGUCUGACGUGCUGGCGUUGUUCACUUCAUAAACUGAUAUUGAAUAUCAAUUAAAAACAGUUAAUGACGUCAGACAACAGGAUUCGAAUCUUAAACACUAACACUACCGUUUUCUUUGUUUUAUGGCCAAAAAGACGUUGAUAUCUUCACAUUGACUCGAGGACGGCAAAGUUCUGGCCCUGAUUUCUCGAAACUUCUUAAGUUUUACCGGCUUAAGUAGCUUAUUUUGAUAAGGAAAAUGUCGUGGUUAAACUUUGUUUUAAUAAAUUAAAGUUAGUUUAUUUCGAUUAUCUGACAGAUAACCUCCAUAAAAAGUCUUAAAGCUUUAAAAGAAGUAAAUAUUACACAAAUUGUAGAAGAACAAAAAUUGUGAGCUUGUUAUAAUAGACUUGAGUAGUUUCUAGAAAUCGGCCCAUUGUUUUAGUGAUUCGUGCAUAUAAGUCAGUCGAACAGCAAAAUUAACAUGGAAUUCUAAAAUAUUAUGCCAUUGAUCAGAAAAACGGCCAAUAAAUGGUUAAAAUGUUGGCGGAUCAACCAAUACGUACGGCAUGUGAAACGUCGAGCAAUAUGGAAUUUUGGGAGAAUACUGCCAUCCAUUGGUUCGGAAAUAUUCACGCGCAAUAUAAUUCAUUAAUGUUUGUGUGUUUUUAUUACCUUGGUAGCAUGAUAUAUAUUUUGUUAGCUAGUUCUAUAGCUCUUGGCUGCGUAUUUUGAUUAUUUCGCAAACGUGAAUAAAUACAAACAGAAAGUUA